Vollenhovia emeryi is the source of this 1265-nucleotide messenger RNA. RefSeq lists its product as uncharacterized. Bases 1 to 435 code for a protein of 144 amino acids. The transcript is spliced from 4 exons. NCBI's taxonomy places the organism in Eukaryota, Metazoa, Arthropoda, Insecta, Hymenoptera, Formicidae. The record is from RefSeq and is a predicted model, not a curated record.
AUGUAUAUCGCGGGACCUAGAGAGGAGAAGAGAACCGGGUCCGGGUCAAUAAGACGCGCGAGCGAGAGAGACGGGGUGAUCGAGGGAGACAGAGGCAAUGGAGAGGCAGCGGCGUUGUUGAGCGUGCACAACAGAAAGCCGAUUAUCCGAAACGAACACGAAGGUGCUGGGGAUCGAGGGACGUGUGGGGACAGAGGUGCGAUUUGUUCCGACCGAGCGCUUUUGCGGAUAAUCGAUCGAAGAGAUGUUGUGCAUCGAGUAAAGAAAAAAAAAAUGUUUGCGGCUGUGUGCUUUCCUUUGGACGUGGACUAUACCGUGGUCGAUGUGGUGUCCCGAGCAACGCUCACGAUUCCUAUUGGGAGCCGAAAGAGAAGAGACACGCGCGACUAUGCAAAUGGACUGUGCAAAGUUGUAAAUCAAGUGAGCGAAACUUGAUCUUCUUCCGCCGAGCAAAAUGGAUAAUACAAAUAAUUAGACGGCGCCAUUUUCGGCGGGGCUGUAUCUUGGCGGCCUAAUAACAUUGCGUGAAUUUUGUAUGUUUUUUCCAACUCGUUGCCAUUGAAAUGCGUCGAUCAUUUGUCGGUCUUGAAACACUUUUUGUUCAAGUAGUGAAUUUACUUAAUUAGUAAAUAUUAAGGCUUUGUUGAUAACAUUUACGUUAGGAGCAUAGAGAGGCAAUAAGAGCCAAACGCUAGAUUAGGUGCGGAAAUCAUAUUAGAUUUAAUGUUAAAUACAGUUGAACAAGUCAAACGUUUCGAUCAACCAAAGUGAUCCUUGUCAAUGACAUCUGAAGUCCAACAAUAAGAUAUUUAACAUUAAAUCUAAUAUGAUUUCCGCACCUAACUUCUAGCGUUUGGCUCUUAUUUGCCUCUCUAUGCUCCUAACGUAAAUGAAUUUACUUAAAGUUGAUACAAUUGAUUUUCAACUUUUGAUGCUAAGCAUUGUAUUAAAAUCACUAAGUUACAACGAAAAAUAUUACUUCAGUCUGGAUCUCCCCACAAUAUUCGUGACGGAAUACCAAUUCGACCACUCAGACGUCUGGUGAUAUUUAUCCUAACAACCAGUUAAUAAUAAGAACGUCUUAUUUUAAGCGACGUAAAUAAGCAACGUUGAGUGAAAAUGUUAUAGAUAAUAAUUGACUCGCUUAUAGAAAACCGUAAAAAAUGCAAUCGAGGCACAAUAUAAGCGCAGAUGUGAAUAUAAAGAAGAGCUCUCUAUUAUGAGAUAAGCUUCGAUGAUAUGAGAUAGCAGGUUUUCAACACCCA